This is a messenger RNA of Cetraspora pellucida, 501 nucleotides long. The record is from the annotation of a GenBank genome assembly. Lineage: Eukaryota; Fungi; Glomeromycota; Glomeromycetes; Diversisporales; Gigasporaceae.
AUGUCUGAUUUAAAUCAUCCUAUUUGGACCCAGUUUGCAUCUAAUGAUGCUAAUAAUUCUAUAAUUUGUUUAGAAUGUAGUCAUUAUUAUUCAUCAACACCAAGAGUAACAACAUUAAAGAAUCAUUUUAUUGUUAAACAUCCCGAAAUAUGGGAACGUAUCAGAAAAAACAAAAAGAAUGGAGGUUAUAAAGGCAAAAAUAAGCAAAAAUAUAUCCAAGAACAACAAGAAGAAGCUUCUAAUUCUUCAAGUGUCAAUGUUGAAUCCAAUCAUGAAAAUGAAGAAAAUUUUCAGAUUGAAAAUAAUGAUAUUAAUAUUUCCGAAAGUAUAGAAAAUAUUGAAGGUCAGAUUAUUCGAAAAGAUAAUUCUAAUUUAAAUAAUGGUUUUAGUAUAGUUAAAAAUAUCAAAAGUAUUGAAGUUGUGAAUAAUAAAAAUUUUGAAAUUGAAAUUAAAGAUAAUAAGAUUAAAAUUAAUGGAAAAUGUAAAAUUGAAUUUAAAUGA